AUUUUCAGAUUUUGUCGAUCAAAAUGUCACAAAGCAUUUAAAAAGAAGCGUAACCCAAGAAAGGUACGAUGGACCAAGGCUUUUCGAAAAUCAACUGGCAAAGAACUGGCUGUGGAUAAUUCAUUUGAGUUUGAGAAAAGGAGAAAUGUACCUGUGAAGUAUGAUCGUGAAUUAUGGAAGAAGACAAUUAAAGCAAUGGCCCGCGUUGAAGAGAUUAAGAAGAGGAGACAGGACCAACACAUCAUCAACAGACUCAAAAAAGGAAAGGAACUACGGAAGGAGAGAGAUAUCAAGGAAGUCAAGAAAAACAUUCAUAUUAUCAAACCUCCAGCAUCCAAACUCAAGGAUUCAGAGAAACUUGUGCAAGUGGUGGCUGAGGACGAUGUGGAGAUGAAGGAGGAAGCAGAAUGAAUGUAACAGCCAAUUAGUAAACAGAUGGAACAAGAACAUUGAAUAGAAUGGAUGUAUAUAAUAUUUAUCAUCCACAUAUUUUAUGUUGACAACUCGAUACCAUACAAAUGAAAUACUGUACCAACUAGUUCAUGAUUCUAAUGAUCCAGUAAAAAUAGUUUAAUACUUUAUAAAAAAGUUUUAUUUUUCUCUAUAAUGCAGUAAAGUGGAAUUUCAGCCUUACCAUUAGCAGACUAAACAUCAACUUGUACACAAAUUUUGGGUUUACUGAUAGUGUGUUUGUAUAUGGAUACAAAUAUAGUACUAAUACAAAAUGUGCUUAUAAUGUGUUACCAACCAGUAAUAGUAUGUCAUUAUAUCAUGUCUGUUCUAAAUUCAGUAUUCAAAGAGUUUUCGCCAAAUUUUGGUGAGGCCUACAAAAGGGGGUUGGCGCACCCUCAAAAAUUGUUGGGUGGGCUGUGCCACUGCUAAUGCCUUGCUGUCUAUUUCACUUGUGUCCCAGGCAAAUCAGGUGCAGUUUUGUCUGCACCCACAAGUGGGUAGGUUCAAACAUUAGCAUUUCUUUAAAAUUUACAGUAUUUAAAAUAAUCUUUAAAAUUACUAAGCUUCAUAAAUCAUACCUUUAUUUAAAUAAGAUAUAAAGGAAUGAAUACAGUGUAGUAUAUCAUUAUUAAACCAAAAUAAAUAACUAAACUUCUAUUUGAUAUGAAUUUUUCAUUAAAUUUUGUGUGUAAAAAUAUCCUGCAUAGUACCAUCAUCAAUACUGUUGAUAUAUCAUAAUCUCUGCAUUAUCUUUAAAAGUUGUACAGUAAAUUACAUUUUUUUGCUUUUCAUCUUUUUAUCCAUUAAAUUUUCACCACUUUAGUCACA
Anneissia japonica is the source of this 1281-nucleotide messenger RNA. Its product is annotated as probable ribosome biogenesis protein RLP24. Gene Ontology annotation, cellular component: nucleolus. Lineage: Eukaryota; Metazoa; Echinodermata; Crinoidea; Comatulida; Comatulidae. Gene Ontology annotation, biological process: ribosomal large subunit biogenesis. The record is from RefSeq and is a predicted model, not a curated record.